GUGACAGUUUGUCAGCAUGAUUGAAGAAGAAAUGUCAUUCUCCACCUUCCAUCCAAUUUCGUGACAGUAGAAUAAUAAGAGUGAAGUUAUUGGUAAAACCAAAGACGAAUCGCUAUCUAGACAAAGAAAUAGUUUGAUUCAAAUCCAAGUUUGUUAGAAACGUCCUUCUAUGUAAUAGUACUUUCGAUAGUAUUGUAAUGGGAUCAGAUUUGAUUUGUCCAUUAUGCUGCCAAGAGAAAUUUUCCUCUCAUGAUGCAUUAAAAAAUCAUAUUUCAAAUAUUUUACAAAAAUUGAAAUGUCCAUCUUGUAACAAAUGUUGUGAUGAUCUUCGACAGCUAGUACAUCAUUUAGGUACUCUUUGUUGGCAGUUAGAAGAACCGACUGAUGGGGAGAAUGGAGGAACAGUUGAAUCAGAAAAAAAAUCACGAGAAGUAGACAGUAAUCAUUCAGUUUUACCAAACACUGGUGAAAAUCAUAAAAUGGGUGAUGAUAGCCCAAAUAAUAUUGAAGAUACAGAGAACAAAAGUGAAAAUACCAAACCAAGUACCUACUUAUGUGUAAUGUGUAACAUAGGAUUUGAUUCUAUUGAUGAACAUUUGAAUGAAUACCAUCAAGGCGAAGAAGUAGUUUUGGAAGAAUCAACCUCUGAAGAGCCUGAAGUACAAUAUAGCUCAAACCAAAAUAACCGCGAAUGUAUUGUAGAAAUAAUAGAAACGGAUAGCAAUACAUCUGCAGUAAGCCAGCUCUUGCAUAAAGAGCACUAUUUUGAUAGCAAUGGAAUAGCCUACACAAGAAAAUUCUUAAAAGUUCCAGAAUUUUUACACAACAAGCUUUCUUCUCCCAUCAUUGAGAAGUAUCUUCAAGAAGACGGUACGACGAGGAAAAUUCAUAAUGAUGACUCUAAUGUCAAUGAAAUUUUUAAGUGUCCUAAAUGCUUCCUUAAAUUCUCUGAAAUAGACUUAUACAGCAUUCAUGCUUGUAAUCCAGAACAGAUAACUGAUUUCAAGUGCGUUUACUGUUUAGCAGUUUUUGGUUCAGUAGCGACUUUAAAGGAACAUAUGAAAUCACAUCAUGUGGAAGAACAGAAUGGUCAAACGAAAAGAGUUGUCACGAUGGAACCAUACGUCUGUGAAGUGUGUGGUACAAUAUUUCCCUCAUUCAAAAGUCUUAGGUUGCAUAGAAAAAUGCAUGAGCCUGUUAAGGAAAAACCCAUAGAAGCUCCAGUAAGUUAUUCGAUCACUGGUAAUAAGUGCGAAAAGAAGAAUGUGAGGACAAUGUUCAUUUGCGAUAUAUGUAAUAAUACGUAUGAUAAAGAGUAUGAGAUUGUGCAUAUGAAGUCUCAUAGUAAAGAAGAAAAUUUUGAUUGUUCAGUAUGCAACAAGAAGUUUUUUAGUUUGAAGGAUGUGGUUAUGCAUACAAAAGCGCAUAAGAAUGAGAAAAAGUUCAUGUGUCCCAAUUGCAAAAAACCUUUCAACACACAGGAGGGUUUGAAAGAGCAUGUUGGUAAAAAAUGCGCCAAAAGGCAGUAUGCAUGUCAGUACUGUGGGAGAAGUUUUGCUAGGCCUUACGAGAAAGUAAAACAUGAGAGAAUUCAUACAGGAGAAAAGCCCCAUAUUUGUAAGAUAUGUGGGAAAAAAUUCAGAGUGAGUUACUGCCUAACUUUGCAUCUAAGAGCACACACUGGCGUAAGACCUUACGAAUGCGUACAUUGUGGGAAAAGAUUCAAAUCUCAUGGAGUGUAUAGUCAUCACGUAAAAACCCACUCUGAAGUAAGAGCUUACAAAUGCCCAUAUUGUCCAAAGACCUUCAAAACUGGAGUUCAGCUAGCAGGACAUAAAAACAGUCACCUAAAACCGUUCACUUGCACAAUCUGCAAUAGACCGUUUUCGACUUUAUACGGAGUUAGAUCGCAUUUGGAAACUCAUAAGACUGAAAAUAGCUUGAAGUUUACGUGUUGGUUGUGUGGUGCUAGUUACGGUAGGGCGUUUGCUCUGGGAGAUCACAUGAAAAGUCAGCACCCGGAGAAAAAUAUAGAUACAGAUCUGCAGGUAGAUGAAAAUCAGUUGGAGCAAGAUAUUGGGAAAGAUAGUCCAAAUGAGGCCGAAUGAAGAAUAUAAUUUGUUGUUUUUAUAUUUUGUAAUAUAAUACGAUUGAAUAUUAUAA
This is a messenger RNA of Acanthoscelides obtectus, 2163 nucleotides long. NCBI's taxonomy places the organism in Eukaryota, Metazoa, Arthropoda, Insecta, Coleoptera, Chrysomelidae. The record is from the annotation of a GenBank genome assembly.